Messenger RNA from Closterium sp. Naga37s-1, 450 nucleotides. The record is from the annotation of a GenBank genome assembly. NCBI's taxonomy places the organism in Eukaryota, Viridiplantae, Streptophyta, Zygnematophyceae, Desmidiales, Closteriaceae.
AUGCAGGUAACCAACCUUCCCCUGCCAUUCCCCCCACCCCGACCUGGUCCUGCAGUGGUGCGAGAGCUGGAUGGCAUAAAGGAGGACAAGGAGAGGGCGAGGGGCGUGUACGCCCGGCGAGCCCUGCGCCUGCUGAGGGACGCCUUGACCAGCAGAGCUCCGUGGCUCCGAGCCCAGGGCGCGCACGAGAAGGCCGAGGUGACUGGGAGCAGUAGCAUCGGCAGCAGCAGUGGGGGUAGUGGUGCGUGUGGCCAGAGGCUUUCGGCUGAUGAUGCGGUGCUGUCCUGCUGCCUCUACUACCACCAGUUUGUUGCUCCUGGCGCUGUGGUGCUGCUUACUGGGGAUAUUGCACUGCAAGUCAAGGCACUUAUGGAAGGAGUGACCAUGGUUCACAAAGCGUCUGCUUUUGUGGCUGAGCGAGUGGGAUUUGCUCUAGCUGCUGCAAGGUAA